AAAAAUUAAAAAAAAAAAAUAAUAUAUAAAAAAACAAUAAAUGGACAAAAAAUCCCACAAACACGAAGACCACCCUUCCAGCGAAGAAGAAGAUGACGAUUUAUGUGACGAAAUAAUUAAAAGAAAAUCACAAACAGGUAAGACUCCAUCAAGUCGUUCAUCAGUAUCUGCGGAAGUAUUUGGACAAUUUAAUCCGAAGAAACCAUUUAAACCAAAAAUAAUACAGAAGCGACCAGAGUAAACCCAAAAAAUAACCUAAAGAUUACAACAAGCUUUUAUGUUUUCUGCAUUAGACGAGAACUAGCGAAAAAUAGUAAUCGAUGCAAUGGAAGAGAAACGUUUUAAAGCAGGAUAAACAGUAAUAUAAUAAGGAGAUGAUGGUGAUGUUUUAUAUUUUGUUGAUGAAGGAGAAUUGGAUUGUUUUAAAAUCUUCAAGAAAGGUGAUGCUCCUACAUAUUUGAAAACUUAUUAACCUUCCGAAUCAUUUGGAGAAUUAGCCCUUCUUUACAAUACUCCAAGGGCAGCUUCUAUUAUUUCUAAAACUGAUUCAGUAUUAUAUUCUUUAGAUAGAGAUACAUUUAAUAAUAUUGUAAAAGAUGCAGCUGCGAAGAAAAGGGAAAUGUAUGAAAAUUUCCUUUAAUCUGUUGAAUUACUCAAAGAUAUGGAUUAAUAUGAAAGAUCCAAAAUUGCUGAUGCUAUCAAAUCCACUACUUUCAAAUCUCAUUCUUAUGUGAUUAAAGAAGGCGAUAAUGGAGAUGAUUUCUUUAUGGUCGAGGAAGGAUAACUUCAAGCUUUCAAAAAUGUUAAUGGAGUCGAAACUCCUGUUAAAGAUUAUAAACCUGGUGAUUACUUUGGAGAAUUAGCUUUACUUAAAAAUUGCCCAAGAUAAGCUAGUAUUAAAUGUAUAACUGAUGUUAAAUUAGCUAGUUUAGAAAGAUAAGCUUUUAAACGAUUACUUGGACCUGUUGACAAUAUUUUGGGUAGAAAUGCAGAUAAUUAUAAAAAAUUCACUUAAUGAUUUUUAAGAUAAUUUAAAAAUAUAUUUUAUUGAUAUUUUUUGUUUGUUUGUAUUUUUUUUUUAUUUAUUGCUAUUUUUUAUUAUGUUAUUUAGCCAUUAAAU
Messenger RNA from Ichthyophthirius multifiliis, 1120 nucleotides. RefSeq lists its product as hypothetical. The transcript has a single exon. NCBI's taxonomy places the organism in Eukaryota, Ciliophora, Oligohymenophorea, Hymenostomatida. The record is from RefSeq and is a predicted model, not a curated record. Gene Ontology annotation, biological process: regulation of protein phosphorylation. Gene Ontology annotation, cellular component: cAMP-dependent protein kinase complex. Gene Ontology annotation, molecular function: cAMP-dependent protein kinase regulator activity.